Messenger RNA from Brachypodium distachyon (stiff brome), 4298 nucleotides. Its product is annotated as regulator of nonsense transcripts UPF2. Gene Ontology annotation, cellular component: exon-exon junction complex; cytoplasm. NCBI's taxonomy places the organism in Eukaryota, Viridiplantae, Streptophyta, Magnoliopsida, Poales, Poaceae. The record is from RefSeq and is a predicted model, not a curated record. Gene Ontology annotation, molecular function: RNA binding; protein binding. Gene Ontology annotation, biological process: nuclear-transcribed mRNA catabolic process, nonsense-mediated decay. The transcript is spliced from 17 exons. The coding region runs from base 339 to 3917 and encodes 1192 amino acids.
UCUUCGCUGCCCCGUUCUUUGUUCUUUCUUUCCUCUUCCUCUCCUGAUUCCCAGAUGGCCUGACCCGACCCAAUGCGGCUCUAAAAUCUUUCCUAGUCUCCCACGCCGUGCCCUAGUGCUGCCGCCGCGCCUUAGCUUGGCGUCGCGAGUCGCGUCACCGCCUUCGCCUCUCCCUCCCAAACCCUCCGCCUCUUAUGCGCGUUGCCGCCAUCGUCGUUCCCGGUCUACAUCAUCGCGAUAUCGAGUCCCUGCUGUCUCCACGACUCCACCCCGUCCGCAAUCCGACCUUUUUGAGCAGCUUUGCAUGAUUGAUCACAUCUGGUUUGUGAAGAAACAAAAUGGAUUACAUGGAGAAUGAGAGCCACGAGGAAAAAAAGCAAGAUGAAGAGGAACAUCAUAACAAGCAAGCUAAUGAGGAGGCCCGUCUUGAAGAAUAUAAGAAGCUUAUUGAUGUAAAGGCUGCUCUCCGCCAGAGUAACCUAAACCCUGAGAGGCCUGAUGCAAGUUACCUGAGAACUCUCGAUUCCAGCAUUAAGCGCAACACAGCAGUUAUCAAGAAGCUCAGAACUAUAACCAAUGAACAAAAGGAUGGAUUAAUGGAAGAAUUGAAAAGUGUUAACUUAAGCAAAUUUGUCAGUGAAGCAGUUUCCUACAUUUGUGAGGCCAAACCCCGUUCUGCUGAUAUACAAGCUACUGUUCAGAUUUGCUCGCUGCUUCAUCAACGAUACAAGGACUUCUCUCCUUGCCUUGUUCAAGGACUCCUGAAAGCCUUCUUUCCUGGGAAAUCUGGCGAUUGUCUGGCUUUAGAUAAAAACUCAAGGGCCAUGAAGAAGAGAAGCACGCUAAAACUUCUUAUGGAAUUAUAUUUUGUUGGAAUUGUUGAUGAUGCUACUACUUUUAUAAACAUCGUAAAGGAUCUUACGUCAGUGGAGCAUUUGAAGGACCGUGAAACAACACAGACAAAUUUGUCUCUCCUUGCUAGUUUUGCCCGCCAAGGAAAACAUUUCCUUGGAUUGCAAAAACAUGGGCAAGAAGCUUCUGAUGAGUUUUUUGUAGGCCUCAGCGUUACAGAUGAUGUUAAAAGUUUCUUUAAGAAAGCCUUGAGCUCUUACUAUGAUGCCACAACUGUAGUUCUCCAGUCGGAACAUGCGUCUCUUCGUGUAAUGGAGUCCGAAAAUUCAAAGAUUUUAAAUGCCAAAGGCGAACUAAGUGAUGAGAAUACUGCUUUGUAUGAGAAGCUUCGGAAAUCUUUCGAUCAGUUAUUGCACUGUGUUUCAUCCUUAGCUGAAGCUCUUGAUAUGCAGCCUCCUGUUAUGCCAGAUGAUGGACAUACAACAAGGGUAACUACAGGGACUGACUUAUCCCCUACUGGGAAAGAAUCUUCUACUGUAGAAUCUAUCUGGGAUGAUGAAGACACGAAGGCAUUUUAUGAAUCUUUGCCUGAUCUCAGAGUAUUUGUGCCUGGUGUGCUAUUGGGAGAAGCUGAACCAAAGUUGGUGGAUCAGCAUGGGAAGGUUCAUGAACAAACUAGUGAGUCUACAUUGGAACAUGGAAAUGAAGUUCAAGACAAUGCUGAAACUUCUGUUCCUGAACAUCAAUUGGAGGUAAAAGCAAAUAUCAUCUCCAAGAAUAGAGAAGACAAAGAGAAAGUAGAUAAAGGAAAAUCUAAAGAAAAAGAUGCUGGCAGAAAAGAAGAUAUUGAAAGUGACAAAGUAAGAGUCACUGAUGGCGCAAGUUUAGACAACCUGCUUCAGAGGCUGCCAAGAUGUGUUAGUCGAGAUCUUAUUGAUCAAUUGACGGUAGAGUUUUGCUAUCUGAAUUCUAAAGCAAACAGAAAGAAACUUGUGAGGACCUUAUUCAAUGUUCCAAGGACUUCGUUGGAACUGUUACCUUACUAUUCCCGUUUAGUUGCCACUUUGUCCAAAUGCAUGAAGGAUCUCCCAAGUAUGCUCUUGCCCAUGAUUGAAGAAGAGUUUAACUUUUUGAUAAAUAAGAAGGAUCAAAUCAAAAUCGAAACAAAAAUUAGAAACAUUAGAUUUAUUGGCGAGUUGUGCAAAUUCAAAAUUGCACCUUCAGGCCUUGUUUUUAGCUGUUUGAAGGCAUGCUUAGAUGAUUUUAGCCAUCAUAACAUUGACGUGGCCUGCAAUCUUCUUGAGACCUGUGGGCGCUUUCUUUAUCUCUCACAAGGGACUACAAUUCGCAUGUCAAACAUGCUGGAAAUACUGAGGCGGUUGAAAAAUGUCAAGAAUUUGGAUCCACACCACAGCACACUUGUAGAGAAUGCUUAUUACUUAUGCAAACCUCCAGAAAGAUCUGCCAGAGUCUCUAAAGUUCGCCCACCUUUGCACCAGUACAUAAGGAAGCUGCUUUUCUCAGAUCUUGACAAAACAAGUGUUCAGCAUGUUCUUCGCCAGUUACGAAAGUUACCUUGGGCAGAGUGUGAGCAGUACCUGGUGAAGUGUUUUCUCAAGGUUCACAAGGGAAAGUAUAGCCAAGUUCAUCUGAUUGCUCUUCUGACGGCUGGUCUUAGUCACUAUCAUGAUGGUUUUCCUGUGGCUGUGAUUGAUGAGGUUCUAGAGGAGAUUAGAGUUGGACUUGAGCUGAAUGACUAUGCGAUGCAACAACGGCGACUUGCCCACAUGCGAUUCCUUGGGGAGCUAUAUAACUAUGAGCAUAUCGAUUCAUCAGUUAUCUUUGAGACACUGAACCUUAUUAUUGUAUUUGGUUGUGGAACAGUUGAACAAGAUGUGCUUGAUCCUCCAGAAGAUUGUUUCAGGAUUAGGAUGAUCAUUACACUUCUCCAGACUUGUGGCCACUAUUUUGAUAGAGGAUCUGCAAAAAGAAAGCUUGACAGAUUUUUGCUAUAUUUUCAAAGAUAUGUUCUUAACAAAGGGCCAUUAUCACUUGACGUUGAGUUUGAUGUUCAGGAUAUGUUUGCUGAGCUACGACCUAACAUGACAAGGUAUUCAUCUACAGAAAUGUUAGAUUCUGUUCUGGCUGAGCUUGAAGAAAAUGAGCAUGGUUCCUCAGCGGAGAAAGGUGGAUGUGAAAGGGACUCAGACAACAGACCUCAGAUGAAACAAUCUGAAAGUGCUGCUUUUGAUGCCAACUGCAAGAGAUUAGUAAACAGACCUAACAAAAAUGGCAGGGAUCAUGAAGCAGCAGCAGACAGCGAAAGCCAUUCAGGUAGAGGAAGCGUCUAUCGAGAUGGACAUGAAGAUGAAAAUUUUCUGUAUGAAGAGAAAUCAGAUGACAUGUCGGAGAUUGGAGUUGACAAUGACUAUGGUUGCAUGCUUGUUGGUUCUGAUGAAGAAAGUUUUCAGGUUAGGCAUAAGGUGGUGCAAGUUGAUCCCAAGGAGCAAGAAGACUUUGACCGGGAGCUGAAAGCCCUCGUACAGGAAAGCUUGGAGUCACGUAAAUCAGAGCUACGGGCCAAGCCCACUUUGAACAUGACCGUACCGAUGAAUGCCUGUGACGGGUCAAAGGACCCAAAGGCCACUGGAGCAGAGAGUGGACAAGAAAUUACAGCUGAGGAAAGUGGCAGUGCUGGGAGUGGUAGUAAGGUCAAGGUGUGUGUCAGGGUGCUUGUGAAGAAAGGGCACAGGCAGCAGACAAAACAAAUGCUCAUUCCUGGAGACUGCUCGCUUGUUCAGAGCACAAAGCAGCAAGAGGCAGCUCUGCACCAGGAGAAGCAAAACAUUAAGCAGAAAAUUCUUGAAUACAACGAAAGGGAGGAGGAAGAAUCUAAAGGAGAGCCAUUGCAAACUGGGUACUGGGGUCAAGGAGCUAGCAGCACAGGCAGCAGUAUCAGGUCUGCUGGGUGUGGUGCCUGGGAUGGUGCAAACAGAGGCGGAGGCAAUCGGCAGCGGUGCUACAUCGCAGGUGGGAUCUACCAUGGUUAUGGCAGGGGGAGGUGACCUUACGGCGCUAAAAUCAUGGUUUACGUAGUCAUUGUCUGGGAAAUGGAAACUGUUCCGUCGAAAUAUUUCUCAUCUAAUAAUGUAAGUCGGCAUUACCUAAGGAUGAAACUUGUGUAAUUUUGGAAGUGGCUUAGGUGCUGUGUUUUGCUGGUUAAUAACCCCAUGCUUACAGUCACAUGCAUAGUGGACUUGUCUCCGUUGACAGUUUUAGGAUGUGGUUUUCUGAACUGGUUUAGGGGCGUUGUCCCUUGUAUAUAAGAUAGACGUUCCUAAAAAUGUAUAUAAACAACAUUCAGGGGCCUGAUGAGAUCUGUUCCCAGUGUCGAGUGCAAACAGUAGAACCUGAUUAGCUGAGCAUGAGAAUCAUAGUCCAAUCUA